This is a messenger RNA of Pseudoliparis swirei, 3303 nucleotides long. Its product is annotated as protein APCDD1-like. NCBI's taxonomy places the organism in Eukaryota, Metazoa, Chordata, Actinopteri, Perciformes, Liparidae. Gene Ontology annotation, cellular component: plasma membrane. Gene Ontology annotation, molecular function: Wnt-protein binding. Gene Ontology annotation, biological process: negative regulation of Wnt signaling pathway. Bases 307 to 1845 code for a protein of 512 amino acids. The record is from RefSeq and is a predicted model, not a curated record. The transcript is spliced from 5 exons.
GCUGCUUCAUUUCACCAGUGAACCAGAGCGCUGAGCUCAUCCACAGGGUCAAGAGAGUGAAGCUUGGACUUUCCUUUCUUUUCUAGGUCAGAGUCUUUGUUUUGAGCCUCAGGUGCAGCGGGGCUUUGAUUGCACGUAGCGAACCAGGGCGCGUGUUGCUUAUGAUGGUCGGAUCUCCAAGGAGUGUUUGCUCCACGCGUUGGAUUCAUAAUGCGCGUCGGAAUACACAAGGACGCUGCUGCGUAAAGGAUAACCUGAACUCCCAGUGUGGCCAUUGAAGUGUGUUUCAACUCUCCAAAGUGCAGCAUGGGUCUCUCCUCUGCGCUGCUUCUCGUUGCUUUUCUGGGCUGGGCUGAAGGUGGUUCCUCUCUCCACUACUCGGAUGGCCGGUCCAGCCGCCUCUCUCUGGAGAAAACCUUCGGCCGAUCGCUCAAAGAGUCCCAGUGCCAACACAUGUUGAAGCACCUUCACAAUGGAGCCCGGAUCUCUGUGCAGAUGCCUCCCAGUGUAGCGGGUCACUGGGUGUCCACCAGCUGUGAGGUGAGACCGGGUCCGGAGUUCCUGACGCGCUCCUACAGCUUCUACUCCAACAACACGUUCCAGGCUCACCAGUUCUACUACGAGGACAACCACUGCACCAGACCCACCUACACCCUGGUGAUCCGGGGCCGCCUGCGCUUACGCCAGGCCUCCUGGAUCAUCCGCGGCGGCACGGAGGCCGAGUACCACCUCCACCGCGUCCAGAUGGUUUGUCACACGGACACCGUGGCCGAGGAGCUCAGCCAGAGGUUCAACCGCAGCUGCAAAGGGGCCGUGAAGGGCCCCUGGGAGCCCGGCGUGGUCUACGAGCUGUGGAGCGAGGAGGCCGGCUACGACUGUUCGAGGGAGCUGAACUUUGCGAUGCAUGAGCUGCAGCUGCUGAGGGUGGAGAAGCAGUACCUGCAUCACAACCUGGAUCACCUGGUGGAGGAGCUGUUUCUCGGGGACAUCCACACCGAGCCGUCCCAGAGGCUGUACUACAAGCCGUCCAGCUACCAGAGCGCCCUGCAGAACGCCAAGAACCACGACCACGGCUGCGUCACAUGUCGUAUCAUCUUCCGCUCGGACGAGUUCCACCCCCCCAUCCUGUCGCCGCGGGCCGACCUGACCGUGGGCCUGUACGGUCAGUGGGUGAGCCAGCGCUGCGAGGUCCGCCCCGAGGUGCUCUUCCUCACCCGCCACUUCAUCUUCCACGACAAUAACCACACGUGGGAGGGACAAUACUUCCACUACUCGGACCCCGUCUGUAAGCACCCCACCUUCACCAUCUACGCCCGCGGACGCUACAGCAGAGGGCUUCACUCCACCCGCGUCAUGGGCGGGACGGAGUUCGUCUUCAAAGUGAACCACAUGCGAGUGACUCCCAUGGACUUCACCACCACCUCCCUCCUCAACGUCUUCAACGGUAACGAAUGUGGGGUGCAGGGCUCCUGGCACGUCGGGGUGCAGCAGGACGUCACCUUAACGGCCGGCUGCGUGGCACUGGGCAUCCGGCUGCCCCACACGGAGUACGAGCUGUUCCGCAUGGAGCAGGAUGCCCACGGCCGCUACCUGCUCUACAACGGCCAGCGUCCCAGCGACGGCUCCAGCCCCGACCGGCCGGAGGAGCGGGCCACCUCCUACCAGAUGCCCCUGAUGCAGUGCUCGGCCAGCAGCCAGGCGACCGAGCGCAGCAGAGCGGCCGACCUCGACCGGCCUCUGCUGCGUCGCAACGGCUGCGCGGGACGGCACGGAGGCGGCCGGCAACACGCCCGCUGGGCUCUGGCCGCGUUCGUCACGUCAUUGCUCCUCAGCUGGCAACGGUAGAGACGAGUUGGGCAAUUCUGUCGACAACAGUGUGGAUUACGAGAGCAGACUCGGCCGAUUGUGACGCAUUACUUCUCUGAGGUGGAAGAGGGUGAACACUGGCGCCCCUGAUCCUCUGAACUCCUUCCCAGCGACCAAAAGACUUAAGACUGCGGCACCACAGAAACGUUAGCACUUUAGAGUGGAACCAAAGACCAACCUGUCUGUGUUUCCACGGAUAUUCAAAGAUGUCUAUAUAUCCACACAGACCUGAGAGUACGCUUUAUAAAGUGUAUUUCAAUGCCACUAUCAAGUAAUGUAUUGCUCCUGCAAAAAGACUUGGAUGCAUUUCUACAAUAAACUCUCGACAGUGAGCUCCCUAUCUCGGUGAGAUGUGCGUGAGGAUCGUCGCUGUUUACAGUAAAAAGGCACUUCGCUAAUUGCAAAGCAGCAGUUUCUUUAAGUAUUGCAGUGUGGAGCUCAACAGAAGUGGGCCAUCGAGUCCAAAGGUCAUGCUGUUCAUUUGGAUACAACUCUGGUAAUUAACUUCCAUGUAUUCUAAAAAGCGCUCCAUCUUCACGAGCCAACACUUGACCAUGAAAAUAAAUAAAUAUCAACAUUGUAAAUGUUUGAAAAAUCACCAAAUCUAAUUGAUGCAUUGAUCUGUGUUCCAUUGUUGUGCAUUACUUGCACGACAUGUGUUAAAAAAACUGGUUACUAAAUUACAAUUUGCUUGGAAUCAUCGCAAUAUGAUUCCAAUACCCGUCUAAAAGGAGGAUAUUGAGUUGUUGUCCAGCCGUAUGUGAAUCUGCAAGCUGUGACAUGCUUUUUGUUUUUCUCAGUUAAUGGAAUACAUGCAAAGGGACCCAAAUACAUAUUUCUAGACAUAUGCCUCUGUUUUUUUUAAUUUUUUUUUUACAUGUUGGUCUUAUAGAUCAUACAUUUGUGUUUUAGAGUUAAGAUUGUUGUAACAAUAAAUAUAGAAGGCUAUGGUUAACCAGGAAUUUAACUAUUUUUUUCUGGUAAAUAUUCCUUUUUAGAACCAUCGUCUAACAUGAAUAACUGGACAUUAAUGUAACUGUAAAAGAACAGAUUCUGGUCACAAAGCACUGUAUCAAAGCCACGCAUAUCCAGAUUGUGCCUCUCCUUGAAAAGCAUUCCGUUGGGGAAGCUGAAAGAACAGACAAAAAGAUGUGGAUAGUUUUUAGAUUUAAGUUAAAUGAAUUCAAAAUUAAGGUCGUCAUGUUUGGGAGUUUACCAACAUGCUUCUAGACCAAAACAUUAAUUCUGCGUUCAAUAAAGAAGGAACAUGUAUGCCAACACGGCAUACUUUAUUUCUGCAGUGGAAAAACUUGUUUUAGCUUUCUUGUUGAUGCAGAAUGUCGUCGAGACUCAAGAAACUGAUUUCAAGAAUCUUUUUUGUUUUAACUGGAUACGGAUAUGUGUGUGUGUGUGUAUAAUAAAAGGUUUGAUACCUUA